AUCUCUCAUAUAAAAUGGAUCCUUUUUGCCGGCUUCUCCUUCCUCACAAAAUUUUGUGCUUCACGUUGUGAUUUCGGAGCAUCUCAAUACCCUAACAAUCAUGGGACACUCGAACGUUUGGAACUCUCAUCCUAAGAACUAUGGACCUGGUUCUCGCACUUGUCGUGUGUGCGGAAAUCCCCAUGGGUUGAUCAGGAAGUAUGGACUUAUGUGUUGCAGACAAUGCUUCCGCAGCAAUGCCAAGGAAAUUGGUUUCAUCAAGUACCGCUAAGAAGCUAAUUAUCCCUAGAAGAGAGAAUGGGUUGAAUUUACAUUGAAGAAGGUUUCCCAUGUUUUGCUUUUGUUUACUCAGUAUGGAAUAUGAAAUGAUUGUCAGAAGACGUUUUUGACACUUUUGUUCUGAACAUUUAAAGUUUCUUAAUUGAGCUUCUUGAGAUUAUUUUGACAUA
Molecule: messenger RNA, 449 nt
Organism: Cucumis sativus (cucumber)
Lineage: Eukaryota; Viridiplantae; Streptophyta; Magnoliopsida; Cucurbitales; Cucurbitaceae
Product: 40S ribosomal protein S29
Exons: 3
Coding region: 101-271 (56 amino acids)
Biological process (GO): translation
Cellular component (GO): cytosolic small ribosomal subunit; ribosome
Molecular function (GO): structural constituent of ribosome; zinc ion binding
Source: RefSeq, a predicted model, not a curated record